UCUUUCUCACAAACACCCCCACCAUUCCCAUUUCUGUUCUUUUUCGUGGCUUUUACAAAAUUUCUGCUAUGGCGAGGGAGCUGAAGAAAAUGGGGGUGGCGUGUGGGAUAGUGUUGCUUUUCAUCAAUAUAUGGUGCACGGCACAAGCGGCCCCUCAAGUACCAUGCUACUUCAUUUUUGGAGACUCCUUGGUGGAUAACGGCAAUAACAACCAACUCCAAUCGUUGGCGAGAGCCAACUACCUGCCAUAUGGGAUCGACUUCCCCGGCGGACCGACCGGACGGUUCUCCAAUGGAAAAACUACGGUCGACGUUAUUGCUGAGCUUUUGGGCUUUGACGAUUAUAUACCUCCCUAUGUAAGUGCAAGUGGCCAAGACAUACUCAAAGGAGUGAACUAUGCAUCAGCUGCAGCGGGAAUUAGACAGGAAACUGGGCAGCAACUGGGCGGCCGGAUUAGCUUUAGCGGGCAGGUGCAAAAUUACCAAAAUACAGUUUCACAAGUGGUAAACCUACUUGGGGAUGAAAACUCAGCUGCAGAUUAUCUAAGCAAGUGUAUAUACUCAAUUGGAAUGGGCAGCAAUGACUACCUUAACAACUAUUUCAUGCCCCUAUACUACUCCAGCAGCAACAGAUAUACACCUGAACAAUAUGCUGAUGUUCUUCUUCAAGAUUAUUCUCAGCAACUAAGGCUUUUGUAUCAGUAUGGAGCAAGGAAAAUGGUCUUGUUUGGACUUGGUCAAAUAGGGUGUAGCCCCAAUGAGUUGGCUCAAAAUAGCCCUGAUGGGUCAACAUGUGUGCAAAGAAUCAAUUCUGCCCUCCAAAUAUUCAACAACAAGUUGAAAUCUCUUGUCAAUGAUCUCAACAGCAAUCUUGCAGAUGCAAAAUUUAUCUUUGUUGACUCUUACGGGAUUUUCCAAGAUAUCGUUAGCAGCCCUUCAUCUUAUGGUUUCCGGGUUACGAAUGCCGGGUGCUGCGGUGUAGGGAGGAACAAUGGGCAGAUUACAUGUCUGCCAUAUCAAACACCAUGCCAGAACAGAGAUGAGUACCUCUUUUGGGAUGCUUUUCAUCCAACUGAGGCAGGGAAUGCAAUUGUAGGGAGGAGAGCUUAUAAUGCUCAGUCUGCAUCAGAUGCUUACCCAGUUGAUAUCAGCAGAUUAGCCCAGCUCUGAAGAUGGAGAUUAUGGGUACUGCUGUUGCAGCAUGAGAUAGAAAUUAAGCUAUUGAUAAUAUUUUUCUUGCUAUGAAUUGAACCUAAGAUUUGUGUUUGUGGAGAAGUGUGGAGUUUUGUUUAAAGCUUAGUACAAGUAUAGUUGGAGAUUUUGGCUUGCAUCAUCCCUAUGUAGUUAAUGAUUCUGUUGAAAAAAAUGUGUGAACUUUAAUGCCAAUAAGAGAAAAUAAUGUUGAACUUUCAA
Molecule: messenger RNA, 1412 nt
Organism: Corylus avellana
Lineage: Eukaryota; Viridiplantae; Streptophyta; Magnoliopsida; Fagales; Betulaceae
Product: GDSL esterase/lipase At5g45670
Molecular function (GO): hydrolase activity, acting on ester bonds
Source: RefSeq, a predicted model, not a curated record